This is a messenger RNA of Exophiala bonariae, 1272 nucleotides long. RefSeq lists its product as uncharacterized. The coding region runs from base 1 to 1272 and encodes 423 amino acids. NCBI's taxonomy places the organism in Eukaryota, Fungi, Ascomycota, Eurotiomycetes, Chaetothyriales, Herpotrichiellaceae. The record is from RefSeq and is a predicted model, not a curated record. The transcript has a single exon.
AUGCAUUCUCGCACCAGAUCCACUAUUGUUGCAGCUGCUGCUAUUGCCUGCCUUCCCAUUGCAAGAGCUGCUCCUCAAGGACACUGGGAGGCAUGGAGCGCAGCUCCAGCUUCUACUUCAAGCACCACCACCACCACCACCACCACCACCAGCAAGCCAGCACCGACAAGCACGACAGAAACUGCAUGGCUAGACUGGACGCCUGAGACGACGACCACCACCACCACAACCACCACUAGCAAGCCAGCACCGACAAGUACGACAGAAACUGCUUGGUUGGACUGGGAAUCAAGCUCCACGACGACCACCUCAAAAUCUGUGGCACCAACGACCACCUCAUCCGAGACUGAAUGGCUACCAUGGACUACCACGACCACAACCACAACCAAGCCAGUUGUGGCAACAACCACAACAGAGACUGCUUGGCUCGAUUGGGAAUCCAGCUCCACAACCACGACAACCUCAAAGUCUGUAGCACCGACUACCACAACCGAGACCGAGUGGCUCCCAUGGUCUGUCUCAACCACGACAAGCAAGAGCGUCGCUCCUACAUCGACCAGCACCACGGAAAAGUGGAGCGAUUGGACACCUGAGACGACCUCAAGCAAGCCCGCGCCAACAACGACUGCUACAUUCGAGCAGUGGGUCCCGGUCAGCAGUUCGACGACCACUACCACCCCAGUGGCUCCAAUUUCAACCACGACUUGGGAACAAUGGAUUCCAGUGACUAGCUCGACUACGACUACGACUACUCCCGUCGCCCCGAUCUCGACUUGGGAAUCUUGGGCUCCGGUCAGCGUCUCCACAACAACCACGACCUCAAGCAUCGAAACUGAGUGGGAAAAUUGGUCAACCACAGUACCGGUUCCCGCCCCAGUUUCAACCUCCAGUGCCUGGGAAGACUGGGUGCCUACGAGCUCCAUUCCUGCUCCAGUUACAACCUCCAGUGCCUGGGAAGACUGGGUGCCUACGAGCUCCAGUCCUGCUCCAGUUACAACUACAGAGUGGUCCGAAUGGAGUUCAUCAGUUCCAGUGGUCCCUGUUGUGCCAACUUCAUCGUGGGCUGCCUGGAGCGAGACCACAGUUGCGCCCGUCUCAAGUACCAAGCCAGCCUCCAGCUCCAUCAAGCCCAGCAGCACUACUUUGAAGAGCAGCGUCGCAGUCUCCACUACAACAAGCGCUCUGCCAACAUUCACGGGCGCAGCCAACAAGGUCUCAUCCGGCGCAGGAGCCAUCAUUGUCGGUGCCGUCGCCAUCGCAGCAAUGCUCUAG